Molecule: messenger RNA, 3221 nt
Organism: Helianthus annuus (common sunflower)
Lineage: Eukaryota; Viridiplantae; Streptophyta; Magnoliopsida; Asterales; Asteraceae
Product: carbonic anhydrase 2
Exons: 9
Coding region: 2278-3057 (259 amino acids)
Biological process (GO): carbon utilization
Molecular function (GO): carbonate dehydratase activity; zinc ion binding
Source: RefSeq, a predicted model, not a curated record
CAUAAAUACCAUAUUCUACGAUUUUCUCAAUCAUACAACUUAUCAAAAUCACAAUGGUCAAGGUUCUAGAUAUGAAUCUUGACCUCGGUGGUAUGUUGAGCAUCCUUAAUAUGCAUAUCGUCUUUUGCCUGUAUUUGCCGUGAGAAUCUUAUUUUCGGGCAUUGAGCUUACUGGUGUUUUGAAGUGAGGAUUUAUUUACUGCCAACAUGCACUAUCUUUAUAACGAUCACCACCGCCUCCACUGUCACCAUCUCCAAACACACUUGUGUGGAAUGACCGUGGAGACGGAGAUGAUCAUUAUGGAGAUAGCGGCAGUAAUAUGUGCAAGUAAUAGACACAUAGAUCGAGACAACUGUAAAUAUGCGCCGAGCAGGUAUCAAAAGUUAGUCAUAUUUUAAAGCUUUUAUUUUGGUAAAUUGUAAUGUUCUGUUUGCAAUAAAUCUAAUUGUUUAUGUAUAUGAAAAUGCAAUUUCGUUUAUAAUGUAACCAAUAAACAAUUUAAAAUCAAUAUUUGUUUUCCGAAAAACGAGAAGAUGAGGCUAGAAAUAACGGCAUAACUUGAUUAUGUAUGUAUAUGAAAAUGGCAGUUCGUUUCUAACGUAACCAACAAAACAGUUGAAAAUCAAUAUUUAUUGUCAAAGAAGAGAGGAUGAGGCUAGAAAUACAGGAUGGUAGAAACAACGUCAAAUCGAAGAUUAUUAUACCACCACCAUGUCCUAUAGAUAACACCUUAUCCCUCCCAUUAUCACCCAUUUCAUUUUCAUCCAUUUAUGUGAUUUCACUUAUAUAUAAAAACGAGGGUGUUUAUAUUUUCGCAGAGUGAAAGUUAUAAAAACGAGGGUAUUUAUAUUAUCGCAAACUAUUAAUUUUUCAUUUAUAUAAAAGUUAAAAAUAAAAGAAAACAUCAUAAAUGUUAUAGUUAGGCUAUGGGCUUUAUCACGCCACGGCAGCCAGGGGGCUUUAUCACGCCUUCUCUUAACUUGUAGGGUGUGUGAUAACGCCCCUUGUUAAACAAAAUAAAAAAAAAAUUAUUAGAUAAAAUGAUGUGGGCCCCAUCUGCAACUCACAUUCUUCCUCGUUACCAUGGUGAAGCCCCUUCAAUGGCACCCCUUGUUAAACGGCGGGGUAUGGGCGGUGACGCCCCUAUGGCGCUAUCAGAGGUGAGGUGGCAGGGGUGGCGCCCUCCACAUCCUCCGGCCUUCUUAUUGUUUCUCACUUCAUUCUCCUAAGAUUAAAAGAAUAAUUGUGAACGAAUAGUCUGAUUGUUCAUUUAAGAAAGUAACCUGCAUAUGUGCAUCUAACAUUACCUAGAUAUGUGUAGGUAAACGGUAUUAAAUUAAAACAUAAAUGAAGAAAUUAGGUUGAUGUGUUUUUGUAUACAUAAACUACACGUCUCCAUCUUCUUCAUUGAGUCGCUUCUGUUCUGAACAAUAGGUAAGUCCGCCCCGGCUCACGUGUAUGUAAGAAACAGUCAACGGGGUGCCCACCCACCCACAACCAAUAGAACUAAAAAAACAGUCAACGGGGGCGCCCACCCACCCACAACCCAAGGUAGGUCCGCCCCUGCUCACGUGUAUUUAAGAAACAUUAAUAUUAAGGCAUAUGAACAAUUGAUAAAAAAAAAUUAACAUAUCAAAAUCGUUUAGUGUUCUGUAAUAACUCUUACCCUAGCUAUAUAUGAGUCACAACUAUUUUAGAAAAAAGUCUAAAUCCUAUCUCUCGAUAUGUUAAAGCAUUUUUCUUUUUGAUUAGCUAUACUCUAUAGCAUGGUUGCAAAAGUCGAUAGGCGCUCCCUAGUCGGAUUUGGGAGUACUCGGCCUAGGCGGAGAUUACUCGGGAGAGUAAUUGGCCUGGGAGAACAGUACUCAGGCCUCGGCAGCCUACCUUGUAGCGAAUAUUUGGGGAGUACUCGGAAAACUAGGCGGAUUGAAGGGUCAAUGGAUAUAUGCAAUAUGUUAAUAUAUUGUUUAUCUAUUAAAUUACAUUGUUAAUUUAUUUAAUUAACCAACGAGUUAUUGUACAAAGAAUGCAUAUAUGAAAAUACAUGAUUUUAGAUGGAUAACGAUGGUGAUAUAUAUAAACUACAAGUUAAAAUGCUUGAAGGGUUGACACGUACGUGGAGUCACCUUGUACGUCCAAACCUGAUCUUCCGAGAUAAUCCAUGCACAAGCCAGAGAAGUGGAAUUAUUAUUAGUAUAAAACCACAAACAGAACUCACAGUCCACCACUCUACUACCAACCCUCAUCCGUAAUCAGCCUGUUUUUAAGAGAGGAGACAUGGGAAGCGAAAUCGACAAGGCAAUUGCUUCACUCAAGAAGCUUUUAAGUGAAAAGAAGGAGUUGGCAACCACGGCUGCUGCAAAAAUCAACCAGAUCAUAGGUGACAUCCAGAAACCCGACAUUGGUCCCGCAUUCGUUGGCCCUGAUGUUAGGAUCAUGGCAGGGUUCGCCAAUUUCAAGGCCAAUAAGUUUUUGGCAAAUCCAACUUUGUACGAUGAACUUGCCAAAGGCCAGAGCCCAAAGUUUAUGGUUUUCGCAUGCUCCGACUCUCGAGUUUGCCCGUCACAUGUGUUGGAUUUCCAACCCGGUGAGGCGUUUGUGGUCCGUAAUAUAGCCAACAUGGUCCCUCCCUUUGAUAAGGUUAAAUAUGCUGGAGUUGGAGCCGCUCUUGAGUAUGCAGUUCUGCAUCUCAAGGUGGAGAAUAUAGUUGUAAUCGGGCAUAGUCGUUGUGGUGGAAUCAAGGGUCUGAUGACUUUCCCAGAUGAAGGACCGACAUCAACUGAUUUCAUUGAGGACUGGGUCAAAAUUUGCACACCUGCUAAGUCAAAGGUGAAAGCUGGGAAUGCAAGUGCAUCGCUUGAUGAUCAAUGCGUAUCAUGCGAAAAGGAGGCUGUGAAUGUAUCGCUUGCAAACCUGUUGACUUACCCGUUUGUAAGGACUGGACUGCUGAACAAAACACUGGCAAUCAAGGGUGGGCAUUAUGACUUUGUUAAUGGGAAAUUUGAGUUGUGGGGACUUGAUUUCAACAUUUCUCCACCUAUCUCAUCUGAGCAGUGAUUGGGGUUACUUUUGUAUAAUUCCAUUGUUACCCAUGACUCUUUUCUUCCAUCGAAGUUAAUUUCAUCUAUGAUCUCUGCUUGUAUUUCCCUUGAAUAAAAGAAAAUUGUAAAACUUCUUAUAUAAUAAUUCCAGCCAUUUGAAUGGUUGUUCAGUUUUGUUAA